Molecule: messenger RNA, 618 nt
Organism: Phragmites australis (common reed)
Lineage: Eukaryota; Viridiplantae; Streptophyta; Magnoliopsida; Poales; Poaceae
Exons: 2
Coding region: 1-618 (205 amino acids)
Source: RefSeq, a predicted model, not a curated record
AUGGAGUCUCGUGCUGCAUGGAAGCAGUACAUGAGAGAGUUAUGCUUCUCCACCGAGGAGUCCGAUGAGGAAGAUGAGUUGGUCCUAGCGACGCUUGCCGCAUGGCAUGCCGACGUCGAAGCUUCGGCCAGAGGGCCGUGGGGCGGCUCCGUCCCCGGGCACCGGCGCAUCCGUAGGAAUCGUCAGGAGGGACACAAUCGAUUGUACAACGACUACUUUGCUGAGUCCGCAGUGUACCCCGACUAUAUUUUUCGGCGCAGGUUCCGGAUGAAUCGCGAUUUGUACUGCAAGAUUGUGAGGGAGGUGGAGGACCAUGACCCGUGGUUCAAGCAAAGGAGGAACGCUGCCAGAGAGCUUGGGCUAUCACCCUUGCAAAAAGUAACUGCCGCUUUCCAUAUGUUAGCUUACGAUGCUCCUGUAGAUUCUCUCGACGAGUGCCUCCGGCUAGGGGAGAGCACCAUCAUCGAGAGCAUGCGGCGUUUCGUGCGGGCCAUUGUCGAGGUGUUCGGUGACGAGUACCUCCGGGCGCCGAACGAGGAGGACACUGCUCGAUUGCUGGAUAUGAACCAGCGUCGAGGGUUCCCCGGGAUGCUUGGAAGCAUCGAUUGCAUGCACUAG